Amborella trichopoda is the source of this 549-nucleotide messenger RNA. RefSeq lists its product as uncharacterized. The record is from RefSeq and is a predicted model, not a curated record. Lineage: Eukaryota; Viridiplantae; Streptophyta; Magnoliopsida; Amborellales; Amborellaceae.
AUGCUUCAAGGGGUGGUAGACACAAGCCUUAUACAUGGUCUACGGCCUUGGCCCAAUGGCUUGGUCUUAAGCCAUUUACGGUAUGCAAAUGACACUCUGAUGUUGUUAGACUGUUCUUCGGAGAAUGUGCAGAACACUUGGUUGUUUCUUAAGCUCUAUGAACUUGUUUCCUGUGCUCGUAUUAAUAUGGCCAAAUCUCGGAUCAUUGGGAUUAACUAUGAAGCUUCACAAAUCCAAGAUUGGGCACUCUGGUUGAAUUGUGAAAUUGAUCACUUACCAACUAAAUACUUGGGUCUGCCACUCAUUGAUGACAACACUCCUCGGUCCCUUUGGGAUCCACUCAUUCAGAGGGCUCAUCACAAACUCGACGGCUGGAAAUCCAGGUUCUUGUCCUUCGCUGGCCAGACAACUCUUGUUAAAGCUACUUUCUCUAACAUUCCAAUCUAUUAUUUUUCAGGCACCCGGAGUUAUCAUCAAGAAGUUAGAGCAAUUAAGGCGCAAUUUCAUGUAGAGCGGUUCCCAACAAAAAAGCAAGUUUCAACUAGUUAA